GUAAAGAUCUUUCCACUUGUAAUAAAUCACGUAAAGUAAAUACAAUUACGUAACGAUUAACAAUAACAUAACCUAAAAAAUACACAAGAACAGUCAAAAACAUUGUUGGUUAAUUCCGUUAGAAAGUCCCUUUACUCCUGGAAAUAUUUAGUACGAAGGAAGUACCUUACAAUGGCUCUGGUGGCAUAUGAUUACGACAGUGGAAGUGAGAACGAAGAUGAAGGAAGUGAUUCUGCAGUCAUUGUUCUUAAUAAUAAACCCACUGGUUCUGUAAAUACACAAAACGGCAAUCUCAACGAUAAAAACAUCACACAAAAUGUUGGCGAGAAUUUCAGUGACAAGAGUGGUAUUAAUGAAGAUGUAACAACAGAAAAAUUACCUGAAAUCUUGUCACAUCUGCCAGAAACUACCAAGGAAAAAACAGUAAAUGUAACAGAGGACAAGCUAGAAGAUUUUAUACCAAAAUAUCAACCACCAUCUUCAACAAAAGAAAAGAAACCACAAAAAGUCAAAAUUACAAUACCAGCACUAUCUGAAUUCGAUGAUGAAGAUGAUGAUGAACCAGAACAGAAAAGACGAAAAGUCUCUUCGAAGGGUAGCAGCUUAUUAUCAGUGUUACCUCCAGUAAGGGGUUCACCACUAAGCACCAAGAGUUUUAUACCCAAUGUUCUGAAGAAUAAACCUCCAGUUUCUGAUAAGAAAACCAACAGCCUUAUUCCACACGCCGUUCGGAAAAAGGCAGAAGAAACAAAAAAGGCUACAAUAAAAAAAAUAACAAGCGCUACUGCACAAGGCAGUGAUGCUGAAAGUGAUGAUGAUAUAGAAGUACCAGAGACAUUUGAUGACGAAGUGUGGCAGAAAGUGUGUGGUCCAAAAUCUAAAAUAAAACCACAAGUCGUUGAAAGAGUAGAGCCCACUGUCAACACAGAAGCAAUAAAUAUUGCCCCAGAACCAGUUAAACCCUAUGAUGGUUUAGAUAACGCGGCGUUUAAAGAAUUAGUUGGUAAAGCCAAACGUCCAGUCAAUAUAAAACUUAUUGACAUAAAUGAAGAAGAAAUUGUGGCAGAUAACAACUUUUGGAUGACAAAAUCCUUGACUGAUCCUGAUCAAGCCCCAAAGAACGCUGUCGAAGACCCGGUAGAUCCAACGCGCAAGAAGAAGCACCACAUCACGUAUUUAGCUGAACAAGCUAAAGCAAAUGAACAAGAAUUGCAAACUCAGUGGUCUGCAAAUAAAUUUGCUCGAAAUCAAACACGUGCAAAGUAUGGAUUUUAGUAUUGUUAUUUUAUUAAUAAAUAGUUUUUGUUUACAUUAAUUGUCCAAUAUAUUCUGCUCUUUUUAA
Molecule: messenger RNA, 1342 nt
Organism: Zophobas morio
Lineage: Eukaryota; Metazoa; Arthropoda; Insecta; Coleoptera; Tenebrionidae
Exons: 2
Coding region: 172-1275 (367 amino acids)
Cellular component (GO): nucleus
Source: RefSeq, a predicted model, not a curated record